AUGUUACUCCACACGUGUUUAUAUCUGUUAUUUCCCCUUUUUAUUGAGCGUUGUGUGGCACGGUCUAUUGAGGAAAAUGGAGAGCAAUUCCUGGAGUCUCCCAAGUAUACCAAGUAUGCAGAUUUACUGAAGUUAACCGAAAAAUUAAAAGCGACAUAUCCGGAUCUAGUGCAGUCGUACUCAAUUGGGAAGUCAGUAGAAGGAAGAGAAUUAGUCGUUUUACAAAUAAGUGAAGAUGUGAAGAACCUACACUAUGAAAGACCAUCUUUUAAGUAUGUAGCCAACAUGCAUGGUGACGAGUCAAUUGGAAGACAACUAGUGAUAUAUUUGGCGGAAUAUUUGUUGGCAAAUUAUGGCAAAGAUGAAAGAGUGACUAAGCUUGUUAAUACUACAGAUAUACAUUUGAUGCCGUCACUGAAUCCUGAUGGAUUUGAAAAUAGUGAGGAAGGGAGCUGUGAAUCAUUAAAAGAUUACAAAGGACGCAACAACGCUAAAGGUGUGGACCUUAACCGAGAUUUCCCUGAUCAAUAUGAUACUAAAAAAUCUAACGAUGACGCGUAUUUGUAUGAGAAUCGGCAGCCGGAGACACAGGCUCUAAUAAAAUGGGUGACUAGCAAGCAGUUCGUGCUGUCAGGGAACCUGCAUGGCGGCGCCGUUGUAGCGAGCUAUCCUUAUGAUGACUUGAGCGAUGGCCGUGAAUGUUGCGAAGAAUCUCGUACACCUGAUGAUAAACUAUUCAAGCACUUCGCCAAGACAUACGCGUCACUUAACUCUGAAAUGUCGGCAGGGGACACAUGUCCGCCUGAACAUUUUGACGGCGGUUUCACAAAUGGAGCGUAUUGGUAUUCUGUAAAAGGAGGUAUGCAAGACUUUAAUUAUCUCCAUUCGAAUUGCUUUGAGGUAACAUUUGAGCUGUCCUGCUGUAAGUAUCCGCCUGCCGAAGAGUUGGCCAAGUAUUGGCAUAUGAACAAAAACGCUCUACUGACUUUUAUUGAGCAAACCAAUAUUGGCGCUCAGGGCACCGUGAUAAACGAUGAAGGGGAACCAGUUAAAAAUGCCGAAAUCAAAGUUGUGGGCAUCGAUCAUUCAAUACGUAGCACGGAGCAGGGUCACUUCUGGCGAAUGCUACUCCCUGGGCAAUACAAUUUUACUGCUGUCGUGCCAAACUAUUUGAGUUCGUACACAACUGUCACCGUUCCUGAAAACCAAACAUCUCCAGUGCUAGUGAACCUAACCGUACACCGUCAGUCUCGCUCCCUCACAGCGGAGCAUAUAAGACGUCCGCGUCACGACCUCGACGGUAUUUCCCCAGCGGACUUCGUUCACCACAACUACGUUACGAUGGAGAGCUUCCUCAAAGACCUUAAUAGCCAGUACCCGGAUAUUACCAAGUUGACCAGCAUCGGCAAGUCGGUGGAAAAUAGAGAACUCUACGUUUUGGAGGUGACUAAAGAUCCUGGAAAACAUAUACCAGGAAAACCUGAAUUUAAGUACGUUGCCAAUAUGCAUGGUAAUGAGGUCGUGGGCAGAGAGCUGCUCCUGCAGCUAGCCAAGUAUUUAUGUCAUCAAUACUACAGCGGAGAUGAACGUGUGCGGAAGAUGCUCAACACCACGCGAAUACACCUGAUGCCGAGUAUGAACCCUGAUGGAUAUGAGAGGGGAGAAGCCGGUGAUUACAGCAGUCUAAACGGAAGAGCUAACGCGAAUAAUGUAGAUUUGAACAGAAACUUUCCCGAUCAAUUUGGUGAGACUAAGGACAAUCUGAUUCCCGAGCCAGAAACGAAUGCAGUAAUGAACUGGUCAAUGUCGGAACCUUUUGUUUUAUCCGCCAAUCUGCACGGCGGUGCCCUAGUAGCCAACUAUCCUUACGACGCCAACUCUAACAUGAGAAGUGGGGAGGAGUUCCUCACUCCUGACAAUCCUGUGUUUGUGCACCUCGCACACGUCUAUUCCGAAGCUCAUCACAAAAUGCAUUUGGGUCAGCCGUGCAAGCAUUUGCCCAGAGAACAUUUCCCUGAGGGCAUCACUAACGGAGCUAAAUGGUAUGUGCUAGCCGGCGGUAUGCAAGACUGGAAUUACUUACAUACCAAUGAUAUGGAGAUCACCUUAGAAUUGGGUUGUUUCAAAUUCCCACCUGCUUCAGACCUGCCUACUUACUGGGAAGACAACAGAGAAGCGUUACUGGAGUACAUUGAAGAGGUCCACAAAGGAGUACACGGUUUCGUGAACAGUCACAUAGGACACCGGCUAAGUAAUGCUACAAUCACUGUAAAUGAUAUCCAGCACUCAAUUAAAACAGCUAAAGAUGGAGACUACUGGCGCCUUCUAGUUCCCGGCACUUAUAAUAUCACCGCUAGCAAGGAAGGUUAUGAGGCUAUAACAGAACAAGUGACUGUCCCGCCUGAAGGGUCCAUCAGCGUCAACUUCACACUAAUGCCGAGUGACAACCACCACUGGUCAUCCGCCUACGACUAUCGCGUUUUGGAAAACGUAAUUAACACUCGUUACCACACUCGCCUGGAGAUGUACGCGGCGCUGUCGGAGAUUGAAAACAGUCAACCGAGCAUAGCUGAGUUUAUGUCGGGUGACAGUAUGCGGACUGCUGUUUUCCAUCAACUCAAGAUGACUGACGAGGUGGGUUCACCCGAAGAGACCAAGUUCCACAUAGCAAUCACGAGCAGCUUCUAUGGAUCUCAGCCCUUAGGACAAGAGAUGCUUCUUAACUUUGCACGCCACAUGGCAGGCGCUUACGCCGUCGGCGAACCCAUCCUUAAAAAUUCCGUACUACACUUCAUACCGAACAUUGACGAACAUGCCGACAAAAUGAUCCGACAAUACGAUGGAACAGACAAAUGCAGCUUAGAAUCUCUGGAAGAAGAAUUUGGAGAUAGUCUCUAUAGCUAUCUUACUAAAAAAGAUUUGAAUCCUCUCACGAAUUACACGAGAGAAAAAGCAUUUAUAAACAUGUUAGAAGCUGAGAAAUACGACUUGUUACUCGAACUAUCUUCUGGGAGCGAGGAUUUAGCUUAUCCGGAACUAUGCAAGAAUAUGUUUGAACAGUACGCUCAGCGCUACCAAGAAAAUACAACUCCAAGCGAUAAAUACUCAUGUACGGUUCGUGCUCCGACCCACGGGGAUCUUAUCGAUGUGUUGUAUGAGAGGUUUAAUACGCCUGUGCUAUCGGCUGGGCUUAGCUGUUGUAAGAUGCCGGUCGAGUCAGAGAUAGGUUUCGUGUGGAGGAAUAAUCUGAAGGGGAUUAAAGACUUCGUCAAAUUGGCUAAUACAGGUGUGGUUGGAUUUGUGAGAAACGAAGAAGGGUUGCCGAUGCGAGACGCAAUUGUGGCCGUAACGGGCGUAGAACGGCAGUACCGCGUGACGAGCAACCUCGCGCACUAUAGAGUCAUGCUGCCGCCCGGCGUGUACCGCGUCAUUGUGCGGUGUCACAACUACCAGGACAGGAUCUUAACGUGGAACGUCGUAGAAGGCGUACUCAAGAGUAUAGACAUUGUAAUGCGACGUGUGAACGCUGACAGUAUCUCCGGCGGACAGUUUGAAGAGAUCAAGGUGGAAGACGACCCUAAUAUGGUUUACGUUAAAGGUCUAACAUUAGACCGCAACAGCAACCUUCUCCCAGCCGUGGAAGUGUCGCUCCGAGCCGUGGGCUCGAAGAGUGUGGUGGGCAAGAACGUGAGCGAUGCGAGCGGCCGGUUCGUGGUGGCGCUGCCUCUCGAGUACAAGGCCAAGGAGAUGGUGGCUACGGCCUCUGCGGACGGGUACAUCAAUUUGUCCAGACAUAUCGUAAUAAACGGCCAAGACAAAGUAACGCCGAACGUGCUGUUCCAUUUGGAUUUCGACGACCAAGUCCUCGGCAUGCCGCGACUCGUCUUUGUUAUGCUUGCAGGAGUGAUAGGGGUGGGAGUGGUGACAAUAUCGGCGUGGUGCUUCAGUUGCCGCGAGCGAGCGCGGGACUCGCGACGCCAGUACAUAUUCGCGCCCAUACCGUCCGACGACAAACGACCUCUGUGCGAAGAUAAUUCUGCAUACGAUGUUAUACGUAAGCCAUACUACGACGAUGAAGAGAUACCGCCUUCGGAGACCGACUCAGAGGAAGACAUCGUACUGCUUAGAUCUGAUAGGAGCUGA
Molecule: messenger RNA, 4143 nt
Organism: Arctia plantaginis
Lineage: Eukaryota; Metazoa; Arthropoda; Insecta; Lepidoptera; Erebidae
Source: the annotation of a GenBank genome assembly